AUGAGAUCAUUACCACCACCUAGAAUUACAAGAUCAAGAAAAUGGAAAAGAAUUAGACGUGCCAUAUUUAAUUUAUUAACAAAAGGUUAUAUAUCUGAUUUUGGAGUAUUUUCAAGAAAUCAAAAUAUUAGAUAUUCAUAUACAAUUUCAAAAAUUGAGAAAGCUAGAUUUAGUUCAAGAAUGAAAUUUAAAACAAAUGAAUUAUUCUUAACUGCAAAUACAAGUAUCAAAAUUUUAACUACAUUAUCUAAAGUUUUGGGUAAAUUAUCAAUGCCAGGUAUGAGAAAAGAAUUGGUACCUAAUAAAUUAAAUGUAUCCGUUAAAUUUUAA
Insectozyma verbasci is the source of this 330-nucleotide messenger RNA. NCBI's taxonomy places the organism in Eukaryota, Fungi, Ascomycota, Pichiomycetes, Serinales, Debaryomycetaceae. The record is from the annotation of a GenBank genome assembly.